Messenger RNA from Austrofundulus limnaeus, 1050 nucleotides. RefSeq names its product pro-opiomelanocortin. Gene Ontology annotation, cellular component: extracellular region. Gene Ontology annotation, biological process: neuropeptide signaling pathway. The transcript is spliced from 3 exons. The coding region runs from base 167 to 796 and encodes 209 amino acids. The record is from RefSeq and is a predicted model, not a curated record. NCBI's taxonomy places the organism in Eukaryota, Metazoa, Chordata, Actinopteri, Cyprinodontiformes, Rivulidae. Gene Ontology annotation, molecular function: neuropeptide hormone activity.
GUUAGUGUACGAGUGUGAGUGUGUGUCCUUGACGGGCAGAAUAUAAAAGUCGAAAAACGGGUCGAAACAUCAGAAGAGGAGCAACAGCACAAACAAAAAGCAAAGCUUCAUCUAGAAAAAGAAGACAACUAAGAGGAAAGAGAGAAGAAAACAGGAAACAGAGGAGAUGUGUCCUGUGUGGCUGUUGGUGGUCAUGGUGGUUGUGGGCGGAGCCAGAGGAGCUGUCAGUCAAUGCUGGGAACAUCCCAGCUGCCAGGAUGUGAACACUGAGAGCAGCAUGAUGGAGUGCAUCCAGAUCUGCAGGUCCGACCUCACUGCUGAGACCCCCAUCAUCCCUGGAAGUGCUCACCUCCAGCCCGCUCCUCCAUCAGAGUCCUCCUCCUUCGUCUCCUUCCCCUCCUCCUCCCCGCCUCAGGCCAAGCGCUCCUACUCCAUGGAGCACUUCCGCUGGGGGAAACCCGUGGGCCGGAAACGCCGCCCGGUCAAAGUCUACACCUCCAACGGCGUUCAGGAGGAGUCUGCCGAGGUGUUCCCCGGGGAGAUGAGGAGGCGAGGGCUGGCCAACGAUCUGCUGGCAGCCGUGGAGGAGGAGGCGGCGGAGGAGGAGCACCAGCAGCUCCUGGGAGGCCUGCAGGAGAAGAAGGACGGCACGUACAAGAUGAAGCACUUUCGCUGGAGCGGCCCCCCGGCAGAAAAACGCUACGGGGGCUUCAUGAAGAGCUGGGAGGAGGGACAGCAAAAACAGCUGGUGACGCUCCUGAAAAACAUCAUCAACAAGGAGGAGCAGCAGAAGUGAGAGGGACCAGGCUGACAGAGAAAAGGCUCCCGUUAAUAACCAAUAAAACGUUCUGAAACAGCCGUAUGUUCUACAUAAUCUUCACUGGGAGGAGAGAAGGAUGUUUUGAUAUUUGUUUCAUGUAAAUAAGUGUAUUUAUUAUAUGAUAACAGGGUUAUUUGCAAGCAAAAAAACGAAUGUGUGUCUUUCUUUCUGCUCUCCGUCACAAAAAAGAGAAACAAUAGAGCAAGUUUGAACAAAAAAAAAAAAAAAAA